Messenger RNA from Anguilla rostrata (American eel), 381 nucleotides. RefSeq names its product natriuretic peptide C-like (gene nppcl). The transcript is spliced from 2 exons. NCBI's taxonomy places the organism in Eukaryota, Metazoa, Chordata, Actinopteri, Anguilliformes, Anguillidae. The record is from RefSeq and is a predicted model, not a curated record. Gene Ontology annotation, cellular component: extracellular region. Bases 1 to 381 code for a protein of 126 amino acids. Gene Ontology annotation, biological process: receptor guanylyl cyclase signaling pathway; cGMP biosynthetic process. Gene Ontology annotation, molecular function: hormone activity.
AUGUGCAAGGCUCUGAUCUUUGCCGUGCUGCUCCUAGCAGUUCCCCUGGAACGUGCAGACAGUCGAGCCCUCAGGACCCCCGUGGAUGCCAUACAGUUUUUGGAACACUACAAUGACCUCUUGAACAUUGAUGACCUUGAGAAUCAGACGGGAGAUCAACUGGAGAGUCCACAACCGUUGGGCUCGGGGCUAAAGGUUGCAGAGUACCCCAAGUGGAUCGACAUUCCUUCGCAGAACGACAACACUUGGUUCCGCCUCCUGAGGGGGGCUUUGGCCAAUCGGAAAAGGGCUUUACCGGACAGAGCGAAGCGGGGUUGGAACCGGGGCUGCUUUGGCCUCAAACUUGACCGCAUUGGCUCGCUGAGCGGUCUCGGAUGUUAG